AUGAACGAAGAAACUAAUUUUACGGACAAGGCUUUAGAUAUUAUAACUAUUGCACAAAAAUUGGCACGGGAGCAUCAACAUUCGCAGCUUCUUCCAAUCCAUUUGUUAGCUGCGUUUGUUGAGACUCCAGCUGAUGGUUCGAAAGGUUACUUACAGAACUUAUUUGAGAAAGCUCAUUAUGAUUAUGAGACUUUCAGAAGAGAUGUUAAUAGUCAAUUAGUACGUACUCCAUCUCAAGAUCCACCUCCUUCAGAAGUGACUCCUGGAUACGCAUUUGCAAAGGUGAUGCAAGAAGCAGCCAGUAUUCAAAAGAAACAAAAAGAUACUUUCAUUGCACAAGAUCAUAUACUUUUUGCUCUUCUCGAUGAUUCCAAUAUUUCACAGAUACUCAAAAGAUGUUCAUGUCGAGCUGAAGUUAUUAAGGAACAAGCUCUGCUCCUAAGAGGUAGUCAGAAGAUUGACUCUCGUUCUUCCGACACCAACUCACCGUUGGAAUACCUAGGAAAGUACGCAAUUGAUAUGACAGAACAAGCCCGACUGGGAAAGUUAGACCCUAUUAUAGGUAGAGAAGAGGAGAUUCGGUCCACAAUUAGGGUUUUGGCCCGGAGGAUUAAGUCAAAUCCAUGUUUGAUUGGUGAACCUGGUAUUGGUAAAACUGCUAUUAUAGAAGGUGUUGCUCAGAGAAUUAUAAAUGAGGAUGUACCUAAGAUAUUGAAUGGCGCUAAAUUGUAUUCUUUGGACCUUGCAGCAUUGACUGCUGGCGCUAAAUAUAAGGGUGACUUUGAGGAGCGUUUAAAGGGUGUUAUAAAGGAAAUUGAACAGUCAAAAGAUUUGAUUGUCUUAUUUAUUGAUGAGAUUCACAUGUUGAUGGGUAAUGGAAAAGAUGAUGCGGCAAACAUUUUGAAGCCAGCUUUGUCUCGUGGUGAAUUAAAGGUUAUUGGUGCAACAACGAACAAUGAAUAUCGAUCCAUAGUUGAGAAGGAUGGUGCCUUUGAGAGAAGGUUCCAAACUAUCCAAGUUCUGGAACCUACUGUCAGGCAAACGGUUUCAAUAUUAAGAGGUUUACAAGGAAAAUACGAGAUACAUCAUGGUGUCAGAAUUUUCGAUAGUGCAUUAGUGACCGCAGCGCAAUUAGCUAAACGCUAUAUGCCAUACCGGAGAUUGCCGGAUUCUGCAUUAGACUUGGUGGAUAUAUCCUGUGCUGGUGUUGCUGUCGCCCGUGAUUCGAAGCCUGAGGAAUUGGAUUCUAAAGAACGUGAAUUACAAUUAUUGCAUGUAGAGAUAAACGCUUUGGAGAGAGACAAAGAGGCCGAUUCCAGUACAAAGGAACGCUUGCAACAGGUAAGGCAGAAAGAAGCUUCUUUGCAGGAAGAGCUUCAACCUUUAAGGCAGCGCUAUGAAGAGGAACGCAAAGGACAUGAAGAAUUGACAAAAGCUAAGGCAAAGUUGGAAGAACUCGAGACGAAGAGUCUGGAUGCAGAACGUCGUAGUGAUUACCAAACUGCUGCAGAUCUAAGAUACUUUGCGAUCCCUGACUUGCGUAAGAGGAUAUCUGAAUUAGAAGUUCAAGUCGCGGAAGAGGAGCAGCGAGCAGGCUCAAAUGCGAUGAUUCAGAAUGUUGUCGAUAGUGACACCAUAGCCGAGACAGCAGCAAGAUUAACAGGUAUUCCAGUAACCAAACUAACUGAAUCAGAAAACCAGAAGUUAAUUAAAAUGGAGCGCCAUUUGGCUGGUCAAGUGGUUGGUCAAAUAGAAGCAAUUAAAGCCGUAUCAAGGGCUAUCAGAUUGUCGAGGUCUGGACUUGCUAACCCCAAGCAACCAGCAUCUUUCCUAUUCCUAGGUCUAUCUGGUUCAGGUAAAACUGAGUUGGCUAAAAAGGUUGCGGGCUUUUUAUUCAAUGAUGAUACUGCAAUGAUUAGGGUGGACUGCUCUGAACUAAGUGAAAAAUAUUCUGUGUCAAAGCUUAUUGGUACAACUGCAGGAUACGUGGGCUACGAUGAAGGUGGGCUUUUAACUAACCAAUUGCAGAGGAAACCAUACUCAGUGUUAUUAUUUGAUGAGGUUGAGAAGGCUCAUCCCGACGUUCUAACAAUAAUGUUACAAAUGUUGGAUGACGGAAGAAUAACGAGCGGUCAGGGUAAAACGAUAGACUGUUCGAAUUGUAUAGUUAUCAUGACGUCUAACUUGGGUGCAACCUAUAUUAAUAACCAAGUAGGUUCUAAAAUAACGGAUGAUACAAAGCAGUUGGUCAUGAGCGUUGUUGGUUCGCAUUUCAGACCGGAAUUUUUAAACCGUAUAUCCAGUAUUGUGAUAUUCAAUAAAUUGUCCCGUAAAGCUAUUCAUAAGAUAGUCGAUAUCCGGUUAAAGGAACUGGAAGAGAGGUUCCGUAUGAACGACAAGCACUACAAAUUAAACGUAUCUCCAGAGGCACGUGAUUUCCUAGCGGAAAAUGGAUAUAGUGAGGAUAUGGGUGCUAGACCACUAAACAGAUUAAUCCAACAAGAAAUCUUGGAUAAGUUGGCUCUAUGCAUACUAAAGGGGGAGGUUAAGGAUAAAGAAGUUGUAAGAGUCGAACUAUAUAAAGACAAGACAGGUCUAAGUAUUAUACCAAAUCAUCAAUCAUCCACUGAUGCGGGCGAUGGAGAUAUGGAUAUAGAUGACUGGGAUGAUAUAACUGCUGAUUGUGAGCAAAUGGAUGACGAUACCGUUGCUCUGGACUAA
This is a messenger RNA of Eremothecium sinecaudum, 2721 nucleotides long. It is a transcript of the gene HSP104, whose product is annotated as chaperone ATPase HSP104. The coding region runs from base 1 to 2721 and encodes 906 amino acids. The transcript has a single exon. Gene Ontology annotation, cellular component: cytoplasm; cytosol. Gene Ontology annotation, molecular function: ATP hydrolysis activity; ATP binding. The record is from RefSeq and is a predicted model, not a curated record. Gene Ontology annotation, biological process: cellular response to heat. Lineage: Eukaryota; Fungi; Ascomycota; Saccharomycetes; Saccharomycetales; Saccharomycetaceae.